AUGGAAAGCAAAUUUGCUCAUAAACGCGUAAUAGAACCAAAAUAUAUGAGAAAAAAAGUUGUAUUUGUUGAUCCUGAUGAUCCCUCAGCUUCUUAUUGGUGGCCAGCUUUGGUAGUUCCAAACAAGGAGAUAGAAAUUUUUAAACAAAAAAUGGACUAUGAUGUGCAAUAUCCUGGUGAAGGAGAAAAUCUAGUUUGUUAUUUUGAGGAUGGCUCUUAUUCUGUUGUGGCUGAAAAAGAUCAAAGGCCGUUUGAUCCAAACCUUCCUCCAUAUACUGAGUAUAAAGAAGGAAUAAAUGCUGAAAAAUUUUUAAAAGAUAAAGCGGUAGAACUGGCAACUCAAUACUUUGAAAAAGGAUGUAUCCCAACAACUUUCAAAUGGCUUCGUAAUGAGGAUGUCUUGGUGUCAUCAGCAUCAACAGGAAUUAUUGGUAGUGACAAUAAUCAUGAGUCAGAUAAUACAUACAAUACAGAUGAAGAUAAGCUCAUUGUCACAGAAAAAAAUCUUUACACACAUAAAAAGCAUAUACGAAAGGAAAGCUUUAGCAAUGCAUUUACAGAAUCAAACAAUUUGAAUAAAAAGGAGGCAAAUGUUCCUUCUAAAAAAGAUAACGUUGGAUCAAUUAUUAAAAAAGAAAAUAUUCCAGGUUCACAUAAAAGAAAUAUUGGACCAUCAAGCACAUCAAAUUCACGUAAUUCAAAAUCGACAAAAAUUAAAACCUCAUCAAAUGUUAGUAAACAACAAACAACUAAUACCUCAUCAUUGGCAAAUAAACAUCUCUUCACAUCUAUUCAAAACUCAAAUACAAAUUUAUCCAUUCAAAAUAAAUCAACAAAAGAUAAUCAAACCCAAAAUGAUAAAUUGUCACAUAUAUCAUCAACAGCGAUGUCUUCUACUUCUGCUGCUGCUGCUACACCUAUUACCACCACAGAACGUGCUCCAACUACAAGAGCAAAAACUUGUUCACAUUGUGGUGAAAAAACCAGUUUACGAGAUAAUAGUAAUGGCGAACCAAAGCUUUUUUGUGGAGAAUGUGGUCAAUUGAUGAAUUCAAUUAUUGCAAAUGGAAUACCAAUUAUUGAAAACGAAUAUUAUUGGAAUAAUUUUAUUGAGAAAAAAAGGAAAUAUCCAGCAAGGCUAUGGGGAAGCAAAUCUAAUAAAGUGGAAAUGAAUGUUUUGAAUGGUAUUUUGCCCAUUAAUAAAAGACAAAAAUGGCUAUAUCGCGCCGAAGGUUAA
Messenger RNA from Entrophospora sp. SA101, 1236 nucleotides. NCBI's taxonomy places the organism in Eukaryota, Fungi, Glomeromycota, Glomeromycetes, Entrophosporales, Entrophosporaceae. The record is from the annotation of a GenBank genome assembly.